Molecule: messenger RNA, 2194 nt
Organism: Tachyglossus aculeatus (Australian echidna)
Lineage: Eukaryota; Metazoa; Chordata; Mammalia; Monotremata; Tachyglossidae
Gene: KLHDC4
Product: kelch domain containing 4
Exons: 12
Coding region: 47-1774 (575 amino acids)
Molecular function (GO): protein binding
Source: RefSeq, a predicted model, not a curated record
GGAGGCUGAGGAGAGGCCGCCGUCGUCGUCGUCCUCAGGCCUCGGGAUGGGGAAGAAGGGCAAGAAGGCGAAGAAAGGGGCCGAGAAGACCGCCGCCAAGAUGGAGAAGAAGGUCUCCAAGAGAGCCAAGAGAGAGGAGGAAGACCUGGAAGCUCUGAUAGCACAGUUCCAGACAUUAGAUGCUAAAAAGACCCAGAUCAUUGAAACACCGUGUCCUCCACCCUCACCAAGGUUAAACGCCUCUCUGUCUGCCCAUCCUGAGAAAGAUGAAUUAGUCCUUUUCGGAGGUGAAUAUUUCAAUGGCCAAAAAACUUUCCUGUAUAAUGAGCUGUUUAUCUACAACAUCAGGAAGGACACAUGGACUAAAGUGGAUGUCCCCAAUCCACCUCCCAGGCGCUGUGCUCAUCAGGCUGCAGCGGUACCCCAAGGAGGAGGACAACUCUGGAUAUUUGGAGGGGAGUUCGCCUCUCCGGACGGAGAACAAUUCUACCACUACAAGGAUCUCUGGGUCCUGCACUUGGCCACCAAGACCUGGGAACAAAUCAAGGCAACAGGAGGCCCCUCAGGCAGGAGUGGACAUCGGAUGGUGGCCUGGAAAAGACAAUUAAUUAUCUUUGGUGGAUUCCAUGAAAGUACACGAGACUACAUCUACUAUAAUGACGCCUAUGCCUUUAACCUGGACACUUUCACCUGGACCAAGCUUUCUCCCACGGGGCCUGGCCCGACACCAAGAUCUGGCUGCCAAAUGUCUGCCACUCCAGAGGGCAACAUAAUCAUCUAUGGUGGCUACUCUAAACAGAGAGUUAAGAAGGAUGUUGACAGAGGCACUCUGCAUACAGACAUGUUCCUGCUGAAACCGGAGAACACGGAAGGAGGUAAAUGGACAUGGACUCGAAUUAACCCUUCUGGAGUGAAGCCCACUCCGAGGUCUGGCUUCUCUGUGGCCAUGGCCCCCAAUAAUCGGACCCUCCUGUUUGGGGGUGUGUGUGAUGAAGAAGAGGAGGAAAGCAUCGAGGGUGAUUUCUUCAAUGACCUAUACUUGUACGACACAGUCAAGAAUCGCUGGUUUGCAGGGCAGCUAAAGGGACCUAAAUCGGAAAAGAGAAAACGCAGGAGGGGCAAACAUCCGGAACCUGAGGGACUUGAACAGGAGGAGGGUGCCGGGCCCAAUCCCCAGGAACCUUUGGAAGUGAUCAAAGAGGUGAUUGCAGAGGAUGGAACAGUCAUGACUAUUAAACAAGUCAUCUCAACCCCUGGGAUGGAAGCAGAGAGAUCUGAAUCUGAAGAUGAAGCUGGAGGGGAGGCCUGCGGCCCUGUCAUGGAACCCUGUCCCCGCUCUAAUGCUAUGCUGGCCGUGAAACAUGGCCUACUUUAUGUGUACGGGGGCAUGUUUGAAGCCGGAGACCGCCAGUUCACACUCAGUGAUUUCUACUGCAUUGAUCUUCACAAACUGGAAGAAUGGAAAGUGUUGGUGGAGAUGGAUCCAAAAACCCAAGAGUGGCUCGAGGAAUCCGACUCUGAAGAUGGAGAUGAUGGAGAAGGUGCAGAAGGAGGGGAUGAGGACGAGGACACAGAAGAAGAGAGCGAAGAAGAUGAAGAAGAGGAGCAACACCCUUCAGUUGAACCUGAGGAGAAAUUCACAGACUAUCUGCCUAGGACUGAACAGUACUGGGUUAAAUUGGCUCAGAGCAACAUGGGGACCGAUGCAAAGGAGAAGAAGGUGCUGAAAGUGGCCCAUGCCAUGGCAAAGACAUUUUUUGACAGCUCCGUCUAGAGACAGCAGUUGUUCUCCGCUUCGUAGAAUGGGUAUUGAACAGUUGAGAGAUGUCGCUACACUGAAAUUGUGGUUAAUGCAAAUAAAUUCGGCCCAUUGCAGACACCUGCAAGCUCACCCUAAGAUCUCAGGAGGAUCCGUCUUUCUGGUACUAUUCACCAACUUGUGCCAUUCAGAAUUGAGAAAAAGUGUGUGGCAAGUCUGUGGCUGCCAUUAGCUCUUGCUUAUGAAACCAUUGUAGGAAGUAUAUGGAAGCCAAGCAGAAAGUACUUGUUGCAGAAGAUGUUGUAUUUUACUGAUGGUUUAAUGUUCUUCAGUGUUUCCAGCUUUGGUGUAUGAAAACUUGCUGAAGUAGAGAUGGGGUCGGGGCUUCGGAGCUUUUGUAAUAAAGAGCCAUUUGGUUGGCUCAUUUGUUCCUAG